CACUAGGCAGAAAACGUUUUCAAUUGAGGCGAUAUUUUUUUGUUGUUUCCUUCGUUUUUUCGGCGAAAUUUUGUUUUAAAAUUAAUUAUUUACCCGUCGUUUGCUGGCGCCCACAAUGUCCGAUGACGACGAUAUACAGUACAUCAAGCGGCAGCGCACGCUGCACUACGGAUCGCUCGAGGAAUCGGAGCGAAAGCGGCAAAAUGCCGCGGCGUCUGAGACAACAACAACCACAACGCCGGCAGCGUCUGGUGGAGGAACAACAACAACAAGCACAGGCGGCCAACUGGAGGACAUAGAUUCGGAUGAGGAUUACGAGGAGUCAACGAAAAAGACGGCCAAGCAGGCUGGAGCCCCACCACCCACUGCCGCCACACUGGCCAACAAAAUCGACGAUGACUACUUCGAUUUGGAGACGGAAAUGGAGCGGGACAAGGUGGCGCUGCUCGAGGAAUUCGAGCGCAAGAAGCGGGCGCGCCAGAUAAAUGUGUCCACCGACGACACGGAGAUCAAGAGCAAUCUGCGCCAGCUAAACGAGCCCAUUUGCUAUUUCGGCGAGGGGCCGGCGGAGCGGCGAAGGCGUCUCAAGGAGUUGCUGGCGGGACUGGGCGAGCAUGCGAUCAACCGGAAGCAGUUCGAGGAGGAGGAGCGCAAGCAGCAGCAGCGGGAGCAGGAUCAGGCCACCUGGUAUCACGAGGGACCGGAUACUUUGCGGAUUGCCCGCCUCUGGCUGGCGGAUUACUCGCUGCCGCGCGCCCGGGAUCGCUUAAUGCGGGCCCGCGAUGCCCUCGAGGUGCCCAGUGCCACGCGGGCAGGUCGGAUGGUGGAGAUGCAGAAGAAGCUGCAGUCGCUGGCUCCGCUCUGCUCCCAGGUGGGCGACACGCGGCCCGUGAGCAGUGCCGCUUUUAGCGAGGAUUCCAGUAUGCUCCUGACGUCCUCCUGGUCGGGUCUCUGCAAGCUGUGGAGCGUGCCGGACUGCGAGCUCCGGCAGACGCUGCGCGGCCAUGCCAGCUAUGUGGGCGGCGUGGCCCUGCGGCCGGGCGUCCGGGCGGACGAGGAGAACGUGGUGGCCAUGGCCACCGGCGGUCACGACGGCGCCGUCAAGCUGUGGGGCUUCAACAACGAGGAGUCCAUCGCGGAUAUCACCGGCCACAUGCCGCAUCGCGUCUCCAAGGUGGCCUUCCAUCCGUCGGGCCGCUUCCUGGCCACCGCCUGCUACGAUUCCAGCUGGCGGCUGUGGGAUCUGGAGCAGAAGACGGAGGUGCUGCACCAGGAGGGACACGCCAAGCCGGUGCACUGUUUGAGCUACCAUUCGGAUGGCAGUGUGCUGGCCACCGGCGGACUGGAUGCCUUCGGAAGGGUGUGGGAUCUGCGCACCGGGCGGUGCAUUAUGUUUCUCGAGGGACAUCUGGGCGCCGUGUUUGGCGUGGACUUUUCCCCGAAUGGUUUCCACAUUGCCACCGGGUCCCAGGAUAAUACCUGUAAGAUCUGGGAUCUGCGGCGACGCCAGCCCGUCUACACCAUUCCCGCCCACACCAACCUCAUUUCGGACGUGAAGUACCAACGGGAGUGCGGCAGCUUUCUGGUCACCUGCUCCUACGACUCGACCACCAAGAUCUGGUCCAACAAGACGUGGCAGCCGCUGAAGACGCUGCAGGGCCACGACAACAAGGUCAUCUCGGUGGACAUCGCGCCCAAUUCGCAGUAUAUAGCCACCACUUCGUUCGACCGCACAUUCAAGCUGUGGUCGCCGGAUAGCUGAUUUUCGAUACCAUUACUUUAUUUUGUACACGCAGACAAUCUCCGCUUUGCGAUCUACUGUUUUUUGUUAUUUCAGAGACAAUAGCCCAAGACAGUUCUUGCGAACAUUUCAAGUUUUCGUUUUGUAUAACACAAUUUGUUGUUUUUGUUAGGCGAAAGGCAGAUGCAGCGAUGUUGCAUUUCGUAAAUUUAAGAAUUUUUUAUUGAAAUUGUUAAUAAAAAAAAACACAUUUUUGGUA
Molecule: messenger RNA, 2000 nt
Organism: Drosophila takahashii
Lineage: Eukaryota; Metazoa; Arthropoda; Insecta; Diptera; Drosophilidae
Gene: U4-U6-60K
Product: U4-U6 small nuclear riboprotein factor 60K
Biological process (GO): mRNA splicing, via spliceosome
Cellular component (GO): U4/U6 x U5 tri-snRNP complex
Molecular function (GO): U4 snRNA binding; U6 snRNA binding; protein binding
Source: RefSeq, a predicted model, not a curated record